AUGUUAUUGUUCCUUGACACAGGUUCCAUGUUAAACGCCAUGUUUUCAGGAAGAUUUGAGACAAAACCCGGCGAGGAUGGAUCUUACUUCAUUGAUCGAGAUGGAACACACUUCCGAUACAUCCUAAAUUAUCUUCGCACGGGGGAACUUAUCGUCCCCAAUGAUGAGAUCAUUCGCAGAGAGCUACUGGCAGAAGCUAAAUUUUAUCAAGUUGAAGGAAUGAUAAACGAGCUGGAACCAAAGCCAACGGCAGAUCUAGUCCCGAAUGUAGUUCAACCGUUCAAAGAUUCAUUGAUUCUCUCGUCCAGUCAGGGCCAGACUUUGAUGAGUUGGUUAAAGAACACCUCGGGCUUUCCUAAAACCAAUGAGCAGUUGUUGUACCGAGCUUCUAGAAACGGUUGGGCUGCUUCCAACUUUCACUCCUGUUGUGAUAACAAGGGACCAACAGUUACAGUGGUAAAGAGUGGAAAUUACAUCUUUGGAGGAUAUACUGAGCAAAGUUGGGAUGGUGAGUUCUUAACAAUAAUAACCUUGUUCUCUUCUCUCAGUUUUUCUUAA
Molecule: messenger RNA, 558 nt
Organism: Stylophora pistillata
Lineage: Eukaryota; Metazoa; Cnidaria; Anthozoa; Scleractinia; Pocilloporidae
Biological process (GO): protein homooligomerization
Molecular function (GO): protein binding
Source: RefSeq, a predicted model, not a curated record